Molecule: messenger RNA, 175 nt
Organism: Racocetra fulgida
Lineage: Eukaryota; Fungi; Glomeromycota; Glomeromycetes; Diversisporales; Gigasporaceae
Source: the annotation of a GenBank genome assembly
AAAAACAAUAACACCAGGAAAAGCACUACACCAGGAAAGUGACGACACCAGAAAAACAAUGACACCGGAAAAAACGACAGCAUUAGGAAAAACAACGACAUCAAGAAAAAUGAUGAUAUCAGGUAAAGAGAUCAGAAUCAACACCACCAGAAAAAUAAUGACACCAGAAAAAUGA